Molecule: messenger RNA, 812 nt
Organism: Trichobilharzia szidati
Lineage: Eukaryota; Metazoa; Platyhelminthes; Trematoda; Strigeidida; Schistosomatidae
Source: the annotation of a GenBank genome assembly
CGAAAUAGGAGCAGAUGACCUUGGUCGGGUCACUGCAAUUUUGACUUUCACUUUGAAGAUGACGUUGUAUUCGAUUAUUCUGCCUACGUAUAAUGAGAGGGAAAACUUACCAAUCAUCAUAUGGAUCAUUGAUAAAGUCAUGAACGAAAACAAUCUUUCCUAUGAAGUGAUAAUUGUAGACGACAACAGUCCGGAUGGAACAGGUGAAGUGGCUAAGAAGCUUCAGUCUAUCUUCGGGGAAAAUAAAAUAAAUUUAAAACCAAGGAGUGGAAAAUUGGGACUAGGCUCAGCUUAUUUGCAUGGUCUUAAGUUUGCAAAAGGUGAUUUUAUCAUAAUCAUGGACGCUGAUUUAUCUCAUCAUCCAAAGUUUAUUCCUGAAUUCAUCAAAUUACAGAAGCAGCAUGACUAUGAUGUUGUCACUGGUACUCGAUAUUCAUGUAAUGGAGGUGUAAGUGGUUGGGACCUUAAGCGUAAGCUGAUCAGUCGUACAGCGAACUAUAUAGCUCAAGUGCUCCUUCGACCAAAAGCGUCUGAUUUGACGGGAAGUUUCAGAUUAUACAAAAAAGAAGUACUAAAAGACUUAGUGUCACGGUGUACUUCACGUGGAUAUGUCUUUCAAAUGGAAAUGAUAGUGUUGGCUUCUACUCUGGGCUACAAAAUUGGUGAGGUCGGUAUAACAUUUGUAGAUAGAUUCUAUGGAGAAUCAAAGCUUGGAGGAACAGAAAUUGUCCAAUACUUAAUGGGUUUAUUGCACCUCUUUUGUACUUGUUAAUUUUUUAUUUGUGAUUUUCUAAUAGACGCUUGACUUUCCA